AUGCAGGCAGUGUCAAUCAAUUCGACGCAACCGCUAGAGGGGCCCUCUUACAUUGGCCAACCAGCAAUCCUGAAGUUGAUGAGACCAAGGUUCUCCUAUGAGCCCAAAUCCCAAGGCUACCACCGCGAUGCUGGAAAUACCCGCUCCGAGGACUACUCCGGUCCGUUAGGCUUCAAUCCCGUGGUGGAAACGUUUGCAAUGCCACCCCCAGCACCAGUUUUCUGGAGCCAGCAAGGGCAGGUCACUGGCGCGCUCCUUUGUCGAGAAAACACAUCCUGCAUUGCAGCUCUAAACCCAGACACAUAUCAGAUCGAGGCAACAUAUCCCGGUGCCGAUGAUGGCGACGUCUUUGACAUGGUUUCGAUGGUGUAUAUGCAAAUCCUUGACAACCAUGUCAUCGUCCCGACAUCCGAGAGACACCUGGUGGAUAUCGAGCGCAUUGACGAUAAUUCGACACCAUACUUUGUCAAACGGCGCGACAUUGACGUGACGAGCGUGGUAGAGGAUGGCACUAGGAUCGUCGGUAUUGCAUACGAUGCCAAUGGCAAUUUGUGGUUUUGUACGGGAGGCUUCCCUGGUGUCGGGCUUCCCGCUGCCGAUAUCGCUGUGAUUGGCUACGUCGAUCCAAUGGACAAUAUUCAUUCCAUCCAGCUGCCAGGCACGGCGGUAGAGAAUAAUUUUGCCGUCAGUGGGACGAAUGUUUACCUUGUGACGGGACCGGCUGGAGCCAGGGACACUGUGAACGCAACCGCAAACUUUUACGGCUUCAGACCUGGCCCAAACGGCGUGGAAAUCGUGGCGACCGUGCCUUACCAGGCGGGAGACGGAAUUAAGAAGGGCGGUGUAUCUCGUGGCUCUGGUAGUACACCCUCUCUACUGGGGGAUAAGUACGUCGCUUUCACAGAUAAUGCGAACGAGCAGGUCAACCUCAUUGUCGUUACCCAAAUGGUGAACGGCACCGGCGGAGGUGACCCAAUCUGCACCGUGCCGCUGUUCGAACCUGGUCAAAGCGCAAACGAGAACACCAUGGUGGUUCACUGGGACGGAGGCUCCACGUACAGUGCAGUCGUUGCGAACUUUUUUGAUGCAGUGCCCAUAUACUUGAAUGGGGGUGACCCUUUCGGCAAUGGUUCAAUUGACGUUGAAACAAUCAACGAAGAAUACAACAACAUAACUCAGAUGGCACCAGGUCUCACUCGGAUCGACGUGGACGACGAGACCAAGUCUUGUAGCGUUGUGUGGUUCAAUAAGGAGAUCAGGGGUACGAUCUCACCCAUUCUAUCCACAAAGACCGGCUUGCUAUACAUGGCCACUCAGGAAAAUGAACUUGCUCAUCAAGGUUCAUAUGUUCAGUACGGAACCGGCAUUGAUUUUGACACUGGUAAGGAAGUAUUCAAAGUUCGGAUGGGGGCAGGAGGAUCUUUCAACUACAACUACCAGUCUCCGGUUUUGACCCCUGAUGGGGGCUACGGCCAAUUCGUCAUCGGGGGCUUCGUCAAGAUGAAGGAUCAGAAUUGA
This is a messenger RNA of Pestalotiopsis fici W106-1, 1518 nucleotides long. RefSeq lists its product as uncharacterized. The transcript has a single exon. NCBI's taxonomy places the organism in Eukaryota, Fungi, Ascomycota, Sordariomycetes, Amphisphaeriales, Sporocadaceae. The record is from RefSeq and is a predicted model, not a curated record. The coding region runs from base 1 to 1518 and encodes 505 amino acids.